Molecule: messenger RNA, 1773 nt
Organism: Anolis sagrei ordinatus
Lineage: Eukaryota; Metazoa; Chordata; Lepidosauria; Squamata; Anolidae
Source: RefSeq, a predicted model, not a curated record
GGAGGGGGAGGAAUGGUGGGUGGAGCCCCAAAGAAUGCGGAGUCCAUACUGAGUUGCAUGGAAGUGUGAUGAAGAUACACAUCAUACAACAGACCACUACAACAUCUGCACAUCCAGUGUGGAACGUAUUGACAGUUCCACAAGCGAAGAAGCAGUACUUGUAGUGUGGUAUUACGGCAGGCAAAGAAGAAGUGCAAGUCACGCUUGCCAUAGUCCUGUUGAGAAUUUCAUCUUACCCACCAGUCAUGGAACAGAAAGCCCGUGCAUCACAAGGGAAAGGGAAAGGAAAGGGUAUCCACUGGCGGUUCCAUGAAAUCAAAGAUUUGCUUGAUCUCUGGGGAGAGAAAGAGGUGCAGGAUGCGCUGAGAGCGGUGCAUAAAAAUAUAGAUGUGUUUGAAGGAAUAGCAAAACAGAUGCGGGAAAGGGGCCACAGUCGAACUGCUGAGGAAUGCCGCUACAAAACAAAGACAAUGAGGCUCGAGUACAAGAGGGUACAGGCGCAUAACAAAUGCUCGGAAAAUGCUCCAAAAACAUGCUCAUUUUAUACUGAGCUAGAAAACAUUCUCAAAAGAGAUGCAAUCACCGACCCACCCAGGCUCUCAAGAAGUUAUCCAGUCCGAAGAGAGGAACUCCCUCUGGGCCAAGAUUUGGAUGCAACCACUUUGGAUGAGACAUGUUCCCGGGAGUCAAUACUGGAUACACAAGCUACUGGUCCUUCACUUUUUACAGUAGAAGAACUGGAAGACAAUGACGAAGAUUCCAAAUUACUUCUCCUCGAAGUUCCAGAAGGAGAGGUUUAUGAACCGGUGAGUGUCCACGCUCCCCCUGCCCUUCUGGGAUCUCCUCCAGUGACGCCCAUGACAACCAAAGCUGAAAGUGAGGGAGAACCAGAGACCCCAAACCAAAGCCAGCAGUCACCUGAACAAGAAAGAGAGUCCCCUCCAGCAAAGGCAGCACCAUCUCCUGGCACACAUUUACGGAACCUAAGGACCAGAAGACAAAGAGGAAGGCGGGGUGAAAAUAUUGCUUUAGCAAUCAUGCAGCACGCUGACGAGCAGGCCAAACUGCAGCGCGAAGCCAUGCGUGAGGACACCUCCAAGAACAGACAGAUACUCCUUAGCCUUUUUCAUUACCUAGAGGAGGAUACGAGAGCGUCCCAAGAGAGGUUCAAUGCAAUCGAGACAAUGAUACGUGAUGUUUUGGACCAAUCACGAGUGGAGAAGCAGUGUUGCACACAUUGUGCAAAUUGCUGUAACAAAAGUGGUCCACCACCCAAAAGACCUUUCCAUGGAGGAAUACCCCCACCCAGCCAGACUGACCUUGACAUGGCCAGUACUAGUGCAGAUUGCCAUGAGCAACCGCUUCCUGAGCAUUUCAGAGAAGUGAGCCAAGGAGAGAUUUCCCCGAGCAACAACCCUGUCACGGCAGACAUUACGGAACCAGCAUCUGCAUCUCUUCGGGUGGCUGAGGCACAGAAAAUGAUGGACACAGAGGGGACAAGGAAGGGUGAAAGGGAAAGGAAGACGACGACACCGUACUCCCCAUAAUCAUUUACAGUUUCUUCACUUGCAUUUAUUUUAUAUGUUCUGAUUGGUGACAGCUGCAGGCAGACAUAUGAAGAUCUAAACCUGAUAUUGUGUUCCUAUUGCUGCUGAUCUAGUCCUUAGUUCAGAGAAAAAACUAUCUGGUUGAAAAUCCUGGAGGUGGUUAAGGAUUGAUCACUGUGCUAGCGAAGUAUUAGCCGUGAUGUGACAUAUAUAUAAUAUUAUAAUG